Molecule: messenger RNA, 7035 nt
Organism: Mandrillus leucophaeus (drill)
Lineage: Eukaryota; Metazoa; Chordata; Mammalia; Primates; Cercopithecidae
Gene: BDP1
Product: B double prime 1, subunit of RNA polymerase III transcription initiation factor IIIB
Exons: 32
Coding region: 265-7035 (2256 amino acids)
Biological process (GO): RNA polymerase III preinitiation complex assembly
Cellular component (GO): transcription factor TFIIIB complex
Molecular function (GO): TFIIIC-class transcription factor complex binding
Source: RefSeq, a predicted model, not a curated record
AGUUCCGGCGCCCUGUGAGGGCGGGGGAGCUGGGAGGAGGGUGAAAUUUAGCCAUCAGUGUGUGGCAGGGUCAUGAAAAAGCGGCGGCGGCGGGAGAGAGGAGGCGGCGGCGGCGGCGGAGUGAAACUGCGGUAGCUGCCCCCUGGGCUGGUAGUGUGGCUUUGUGGGGAGGGCGUAGUUCCUAAUCCCCUUUUCGGGCAGCCGCCGGGGCUCGGGGCUGUGAGCGGCCGUCAAGGCUGCCUCCCCGGGCCCCCUGCCUCCGCCAUGUUCCGCAGGGCACGCCUUAGUGUGAAGCCGAAUGUCAGGCCUAGUGUAGGCGCCAGGGGCUCCACAGCUCCCAAUCCCCAGCGUGGACAGGAGUCUCCCAGGCCGCCGGAGCCUGCCACGGACACUGCUUCCAAGCCAGCGGAGCCCACAGAUGUACCCGCAGUCGAUUUCGGUGGAGCGGAGCCCCAAGAAAAGGCUCCUAGGAGCAGUUCUGAAAAGACUGGUAGUGACAAUGAUGUUGAAGAAUCCAGUAGAUCUUCCCCUACUGUUUCACAGAGAAGAAAGCGAAUAUCAAGUACUUCUAGUCUGGUUAAGGCUAGUGUCAGUGUUCCUUCAGAAUCUCAUCCCUUAUCUACAGUUAAUCAAGAGGCUGCACAGCCAACUGCCACUUCAACAAAAGAGAAACAGCCGUGCUCAGACAGAUACCGAAUAUACAAAGCCCAGAAACUGAGGGAAAUGUUAAAAGAAGAAUUGAGAAAAGAGAAGAAACAAUGGAAAAACAAAUUUGCUAUAAAUGAAAGUCAGAGGCCACCAGAUCGUUCAAAAAUGACUAUGAGAGACUUCAUAUAUUAUCUACCAGAUAACAAUCCAAUGACUUCUUCACUGGAACAAGAAAAGAAAACUGAAAAGUCAUCGACUCCAGUCCAGACAAGAGAGCAAGAAGGUAAGAGUACUGCUAAUGCUGAAGAUAAUGAAAUGGAAGAAGAGACAGAUGAUGGGCCAUUACUGGUUCCUCGAGUAAAAGUGGCAGAAGAUGGCUCUAUUAUUUUGGAUGAAGAAAGUUUAACUGUAGAAGUUUUGAGAACGAAAGGCCCUUGUGUUGUUGAAGAAAAUGACCCCAUAUUUGAGCGCGGUUCUACAACUACAUACUCCAGCUUUAGGAAAAAUUAUUACUCUAAGCCAUGGUCAAACAAAGAAACAGAUAUGUUUUUUUUAGCCAUCAGCAUGGUAGGAACUGACUUUUCUAUGAUCGGACAACUUUUUCCUCACAGAGCAAGGAUAGAAAUUAAGAAUAAAUUUAAACGUGAAGAGAAAACAAACGGAUGGAGAAUAGACAAAGCAUUCCAGGAAAAGCGCCCUUUUGACUUCGAUUUUUUUGCUCAUUUGCUUCAGAAAGUUCUUGCUGAAGAAGAGAAAAGAAAACAAAAAUCUGUUAAAAAUCACAGUUUAAAGGAGAAGAAAUCCACCAAACCACGGAAAAAUGUAAAAGUCAAAAAAAUUGCCUGUGAAAGAGUGAAUGAUGAUCCAGAUGAGUCUAUGAGUUCUAGAAUUUCAGACACAGAAAGAUCUCAGAAGGAUGCUCAGACAGUUGACGAAGAGUCUCUGACCUUAUCAGGGAAGGAUGCAGAACAGGUUGCAUUAGAAGUAGACCUAAAUCAAAAGAAAAGAAGAAGGAAGAAGCAAGAUGGAGCUAAUGAACUGGAAGUAAACAAUCUUUUAGAAAAUGCCACUGUUCAGGCGGGUCCUUCUAAAGGAGAAAAACACAAGAAUAAAUGUCAGGCUAUAAGGCCCGAGGUAAAGGAAGGUGAAUGCAGUAAGGAGCAGAUGCUUUCCUGCACACAAAACGUAGAUGGCAUUGUGGGUUUUGCCUCCAGUGAAAAAGUUGAGAAAAGAACUGACCCCAUCCUUUCAUUAAGUAAUCAACAAGAUGCCGCAUCAGUAGCAACUAAGUCUUCGGAAUCAAGCACUUCAGAUUUGCCUUCAUUAGAAGUUGGAAUUAGAGCAUCGUGUGAGGUGAAUGAUGCUGAGGGUAGUUGUACAGAAGAAAGAAAUGUUGACCUAAAAAAUAAUUCACUGGAAAUUGAUCAAACAGAAAAUGUUAAACCGAUGUUGAGAGGUCGCUUCCAGAAACCCAAACCCAAUUUGUCAAGGGCUGGGAAGAAAUCAGUUCUUUCACAAGGCAAAACAGAGGCAGAGAGCAAGAAUUCACAUUCAAAAACUUCAGUUGAAAAGGACCACCUGGAAAAGGAUAAGAUGAAUACAUUGGACAUUUUGAGAAUGGAGACUACGGAGAGAGAGAAUCCAGAAGCUGAAACUGUAUCUAUGUUGGGUGAAAAAAAUUGUCUGCAGGAAGAGAGUCAACUAAAGGCUUUAACACCUGCAAAAGUGAGGGGCCGAUUGCAAAAGCCAAAGCCAAAUGUAGGUAAAGCUGCUGGAAGAAAAGAAAUUCUCAUGUCACAGGAAGAAAUUGGGGCCAAUGUAGAAAAGAAUGAAAAUGAAUCCCGUGCUGAUAGAGAUACUCAACACAUGGAAGAUCAAUCAUGUAAAGAUUUUGAAGAGGAAGAUGUCAUAUUACAACCUGAGAAAAAUGAUUCUUUUCAAAAUGUGCAGCCAGAUGAGCCCAAGGUUCUUAAUGAAUGUCUAAGCAUUCAAGAGAAUAAUAAAGCAAAUAAACUUAAUCAAGUCCCAAUUCUAAGGACUCGAUUUCAGAAACCAAAGCCGAAUAUUGGAAGAGGAACUGGAAGGAGAGAAAUUUCCUCAAAAGAAGAAGUACUAGAGAAGAUUCUUGCCUCUGGGGAAAUGACAGCAGCAUUGAGAGAAACUGUAAGACUAGACACUUCACCAAAGGAGAUGGUACCAGCAGAGAUUAAUACUACUAAAGAAAUGCAGUCAGAUUUAAAAGAAACUGGAAGAAGAGCCAUUUCUCCCAGGGAGAAGAUUCUAGAUGUGAUUGAUGUCACCAGGGAAGUGGAGACAGGUUUGAAAGCAAGGGGAAGAGAGAUUUGUUUAAAGGAGAAGACACCAGAGGUGAUUGAUGCCACUAAGGAAAUAGACAAAGAUUUGGAAGAAACUGGAAGAAGAGAAAUACCCCCACAUGAAAAUGGCCCAGAGAAGGUCAAGCCUGUAGGUGAAAUGGAGACAAAUUUAAAAGCAACUGGAAAUGAGAGUUCCCCAAGAGAGAAGACACCAGAGGUGAUUGAUGCCACUCAGGAAAUAGACAAAGAUUUGGAAGACACUGGAAAAAGAAAAAUAUCCCCAAAGGAAAAUGGCCCAGAGGAGGUCAAGCCUGUAGAUGAAAUGGAGAGAGGUUUGAAAGCAACUGGAAGAGAGAGUUCCUCAAGAGAGAAGACACCAGAGGUGAUUGAUGCUACUGAGGAAAUAGAGAUAGAUUUGGAAGAAACUGAAAGAGAAAUAUCCCCACAGGAAAAUGGCCCAGAGGAGGUCAAGCCUCUAGGUGAAAUGGAGAUGGAUUUGAAAGCAGCUGGAAGAGAGAGUUCCCCAAGGGAGAAGACAGCAGAGGUGACUGAUACCACUGAGGAAAUAGAGAUAGAUUUGGAAGAAACUGAAAGAGAAAUAUCCCCACAGGAAAAUGGCCUAGAAGAGGUCAAGCCUGUAGGUGAAAUGGAGACAGAUUUGAAAGCAACUGGAAGGGAGAUUUCCCCAAGGGAGAAGACACCAGAGGUGAUUGAUGCCACUGAGGAAAUAGACAAAGAUUUGGAAGAAACUGGAAGAAGAGAAAUAUCCCCAGAGGAAAAUGGCCCAGAGGAGGUCAAGCCUGUAGAUGAAAUGGAGACAGAUUUGAAAGCAACUGGAAGAGAGAGUUUCCCAAGGGAGGAGACACCAGAGGUGAUUGAUGCUGCUGAGGAAAUAGAGAUAGAUGUGGAAGAAACUGAAAGAGAAAUAGCCCCACAGGAAAGUGGCCCAGAGGAGGUCAGGCCUGUAGGUAAAAUGGGGACAGAUUUGAAAGAAAUUAGAGAAGAGGUUUCCCAAAGGGAAAAGGUGCUAGCGGAGAUCAGUGCUGUAAGGGAAAAGGAGAUUGAUUUGAAAGAAACUGGAAAAAGAGACAUUUCCAUGACGGAGAAAGUAUCAGGAAAGAUGGCUGUCAUUGAAGAAAUGGAGACAGAUAUGAAAGAAACUGGAAGAGAAAAUUUUAGAGAGAGAGGAUCUGAAGAGAUCUGUGUUACUGAGGAAAAGGUGGCAGAAUUGAAAAAAACUGGAAAAACAGACAUUUCUCUAAGGGAAAAUGAACUAGAGGAGACCAGUACCUCAAGACAAACUGAGACACAUUUAAUGCAGAGCGGUAGCAAUGACUGCAGUGCUAUGCCUUCGCUAGAUAUUAAAAACAUUAGCAGUGAAGUACUGUUGAUGAUGCACACACCUGUAGAAGAAAAAAGAGAUUCUGAAAAAGAAGUAUCAAGUCCCUUCAGUCAUUUCAAGGUUUCUUCACAGACUCUUGAAUCUGAUAAAACAGAAGUCCUGGGGAUUCGAUCUCCAGAUGUUCCAGAGCCAUUUUCAGAUACUAAUUUAAGCAGAUCUCUUCCUCAAGAACAGAAGUCACUUGAAAUUAACCCAGCACCUUUUGUGAGGAGUCGAUUCAAAAGACCAAAACCAAACUUAGCAAGAGCAGCUUUGAAGAGAGAGACUACAGAAUCAGAAAAAUAUAUAUAUGGGAAGAAAUCAGAAACCAAGAAAAUGGAGAAUAUUGUGAUGCAAGAAAAUAAUGAACAAGCUGAUACUCUCCCUUCUCAACAUGAUGAAGCUUCCCUAAUGAUAUCAAGAGAAAAAGACACAUCAGGUCACAGGAGUGAGGAGGCUGUGAUAUUGCCAUGUACACAGACUGAAAAGAACCUUUCACCUUCAAAUUCUUGUGAACCUAAAGAGGAGUCUCAGUCAGCACAAGCCCAGGAAAAUGACUUAGUUGUUUCUGUGGGGACUAAUAAUAUAAACACUUUCCAGCAAGAAAUGAAAGAAAGUGUUAUCCAAACUGCUCGACCAGUAAGGGGCCGACUUCAGAGACCAAGACCAAAUGUAAGAAAGACAGGACAGAGGCAAAUAGUAGACAAAGGUGACGCCAAAGGCAUAAUUAAGGAAGAAAGAACAAUAUUACAAAAAGAUGAAACCGAAAAGAAAAUCUUAACUGCGUCAAAUCCUCAAAUUGAAACUGAUAUUGAAGUUCCCUCCUCCACAGUUUCAGAACACAGAAUGUGUGAAAAUCAAAGUCAGGUGAUUCUUGUAGAAAACCUUCAUAUUAACAAAACAGAUGAAACAAUCAGACAUGAAAAUAAACUGUAUGUUCCUAGUUCAGCACAAAUGACAAGAAGGAAAUUCCAAAAGGCUAAGCCAAAUUUGGGAAGAGCACACAGUAAGAAAGAGGAACCAAUUUUAGAAAAAGGCACAACAGAUCAGAGCAAGGAAGGCAAGCCAGAAGAUCAUUUGCUGCAGAAAGGAGCUUCCAACACCCAGCUCCUUCUAAAAGAAAAAGCUGAGCUUCUGACAUCUAUGGAGGUUUCAGCGAGAAAAGAUUGUGUAGGUUCCAACGAGUCUGCUUUGGCAAAAAUAGAUGCUGAAUUAGAAGAAGCUGGACCAUCAAGAAGGGUUGGAGAGGAAACUGUAGGAGAUAAUUCACUAUCUUCAGUUGUUGAAGAGCAAUAUCUCAAUAAACUAACAAGCUGUCCACAACCGUUAAAAGAAUCAAAUUACUCUAAAAUUGCUCUGGAUGGGAAAACAACUAUCUCUUCUGCAUCUGAGUAUGAGAGAAAUCGUGGUGAAAGGAGAAGUCACAGAAAGAUCAAACCAAAUGUCACCAGAGGUCGUGGAUCAAAACGAGUUCGGGGUAAGACCUCUAAGAAGGAACCUAGAGCUUCCAAGGCCAUACUGGUGACUCUUCGGGCUUCCCAGGAAGAAGAAGAUGAUGCUGAUGAUUUUGAGUCUGACUAUGAAGAAGAAAGCUGUCAUCUUGCUCCUGAAGAAGUAAACAAAGCUCCAGUAUUUGUACCUGUUGGUCUCAGAUCUCCUGAACCUGUUUCUGCUCAGAUAGAGGAAACAAUGGAAGAGCUUGAAAUAACCGUGAAUGUCCCAGAUGUAGGAUGCAUAGCUGUUGUUGAACAUGAGCUCCCUAACACAGAUGUGACUACUGAAGAAAUGAAACAAGAAGAAAAUUUGAAUGCAUCAUCAUUUGAAAUGACCACAGGUGAACAUAUCCAAGAUGAACCAGGUACCAGUGAUGGAAGCACUGAAGCUGCAAUAACUUUACUUACAAUGGGAGAUCUAGUAUUGCAGUCAGAGAUCAGUACUGAACAGGGUGAUGUAGGGGUAUGUAUACUUCCUCAUGUACAUUCAAAGGAUAAAAGCCAUAUUCCUUUUAGCCUAGAUAAUGUAAAUCACAAAAUUGUUCAUGAAUGUCAGGAGCUUUCUUCACCUGUCAUUACUACGUCUCCUGCAUCAUUUGAAGAAAACAAGAUAGUAUUGGAGGAGCAAAGUUCCAGAGAAGAAAUAAGUUUAAUGGAGAUAAAGGAGAAUGCUACACCAACCAGGAAUACAAUUUCUAAAGUGACAAGUAAUUUGAGAAUAAGAAGUAGACUUGCCAAGCCUAAGCCAAAUCUUGAGAAGACUUUAGGGACCAACAGGUUUGAUGAUCAUCAGGAAAUUUCCAGUUUGUGUGUAACCAAAGGGGAAGAAAUGGAAACUCAAAGAGAAACAGAGAAAAAUGCUUCCAAAGCAACAGAAUUGGAAAAUAAAAACCUCGGACCAGUUACAACAGCAGAGAAUAAGGAUCAGAGCAAAUUGGCAUGUGUACAUGGUAUCAAAGGGACCAGUAUUUCUCCAGAAGUAAACCUAACUGAAAGAAAUGAAAAUCAAGAAGAGAGCUCUCAGGAGGUUCACAUGUUGUCAGUUGCUCCAGUUGCUUCCUCUGAGACAGGGCCCUGCACACUUGGUUUGGAUAGGGGUCUUGGUGAAAAUUCUGUUGAAGAGGCCCAGAUAAAAGACUCUAAAGGAGACAGUGUGCUUAUACUUCCUGUGCCAGAGGUAAAAGAAUGUACAAUAUAA